This is a messenger RNA of Erpetoichthys calabaricus (reedfish), 4780 nucleotides long. Its product is annotated as sodium/potassium-transporting ATPase subunit beta-2-like. The record is from RefSeq and is a predicted model, not a curated record. Gene Ontology annotation, cellular component: sodium:potassium-exchanging ATPase complex. Gene Ontology annotation, molecular function: ATPase activator activity. The transcript is spliced from 8 exons. NCBI's taxonomy places the organism in Eukaryota, Metazoa, Chordata, Cladistia, Polypteriformes, Polypteridae. Gene Ontology annotation, biological process: potassium ion import across plasma membrane; intracellular potassium ion homeostasis; intracellular sodium ion homeostasis. Bases 291 to 1193 code for a protein of 300 amino acids.
GGCGCUGCGGCAUCAUUCAUCUCUUCCACCGACCAACCUGGGUGCGCACCUCUCCGUGCCGGGAGCACCGCAGAGCCGCAGCCGGCGCCCCGAGCAGCUGCCGAAUCGUAAGAGGGGACGAUCAGCAUAAGGAGAGGUGUUCCAAAUUUUCUCAAAUUUAACAUUAGACCUGCCAAAUUAUAUUCAUAGAAAGAAUUCUUCCACAUCAAAACCUCCCGUCAUUUUCAGCACCUGUAAUUUUAAACACAGCUUUUCCACGGUCGAACGUCUCCAUAUCCAUAUAAAGCAAAAUGUCAGGCGUCAAGGAGAAGAAAUCUUGCAGCCAGAUUAUGGACGAAUGGAAAGCAUUUAUGUGGAAUCCUACCACCCAUGAAUUCAUGGGCAGGACGGCAACUAGCUGGGCCUUGAUCUUACUCUUCUACAUUGUCUUCUACAGUUUCCUGACUGGUCUCUUCAGUCUUACAAUGUGGGUCAUGUUACAGACAUUAGAUCCAUAUGAGCCUACAUAUCAGGACAGACUGUCCAGUCCAGGAGUGAUGAUCCGCCCACAAUCGGAUUCCCUCAGCAUCGCCUUCACCACCAACAACACGGAGAGCUGGGAUGGCUACACCAAUGCACUGGAUACCUUCUUAGGAUCUUACAAUGACUCCAUACAGCUCGCCAACAAUGACAACUGUACACCCGACCAGUACUUCUUGCAGGACGACAAUGGUGAUGUACGAAACAACCCCAAGAAGUCAUGCCAGUUUAACCGGACAAUGCUGGAAAACUGCUCAGGGAUAAUGGAUCGCACCUAUGGAUAUGCAGAAGGCAAGCCGUGUGUCAUCAUCAAAAUGAACCGGAUCAUCGGGUUUAAACCAGGAAAUGAUACCAAUCCUGCAUAUGUAUCCUGCACAGGAAUGAGGUACAAAGCUGGCAAGGAUAUAUGGAAUGAUGACUCGAGCAAAGUUGGUAACAUCGCUUACUACCCUGCUGGUGGCAUCUUCAAUAAGAUGUAUUUCCCCUACUAUGGAAAGAUUACACAAGUAAACUACUCCCAGCCCCUGGUUGCCGUCAAGUUUUUGAAUCUGACACUAAACACUUUGAUCAACGUGGAAUGCAAAGUUGUGGCCACAAAUGUUGCAACCAACGAUGACCGAGACAAGUUUGCUGGUCGUGUCUACUUCUCAUUGCAAGUCAGCACGAGUCAAUAAGAGCAGCUGUAACCUCACCGGUACCAUCGCCCUUCCUCCCCUUCCCAUCUUUUUAACUGUCCGCUCACCUGUUCAUCCCCUUCCCCUUCUCCAGGGAAAUGGCGUGUCCUCACUCAUAUAUUUUGCACUGGACUUGCUGCUGUUUGGCAAGUGAGAACUGUGAAGGAAUAGUACCAACAGCUAAUAAGACAUGACAGCUGGCAGCAUGCUGGGGGACGGGAGGAGGGGAAGGGGGAGUGGUUGGGGGGUUGCCACUCAUUGAACUCAUAGCCUAGUGGUGAUUUCCAGGAUAUUAUGGGAGGGCAUAUUCCCGUAUUAAAAUGAGAAGUAGACCCAAGUGAAAGAUGAAGACUUGAAUCAUUGAAAUGGAACCUCUUGCUACUUCUGACAACCCCGAUGAUCACAAUCUCUACACCAGUUUCAAUUUUUGGCUCAAAGGGAUGGUGGCCAUUAAGGUGACAAAGUUCUUUGGUGGCUUGUAAACCACUGCAAUGUUUAAUCCCCAAGUUCACAUUCUUUCUUUCUUUCCUUCUCUAUCUCUCUCCCUCAUAUUUCUUUGACUUUUCUUCUGCUCACUAGCUGUCACCCCCAUCUGCCCAGACCCCACCAUUUCUUCCCACUGUCCUAUCUUGACUCUAUGUCCCUUUUUGGCCUUCUCUCUCUCCAGUGCACCUCUAAUUCAGUAAUAGUCUAGAUUCAGAAUUGUGUGGGAUGUGAUCCAAGGAAGAAAUCUGCGCUACUUUCAGGCUGUGCCACAUCCCUCUUUGGAGACCAUUUGGGUGUCAUCUGUCUUGCUCAGCACUUUUAAAAAAAUUUGAAACGGCAGGGAAAUGUAGGAAGUGAGGAUCCUGAGUGCUCACCGGCUAAAGAUUUGUAUAAAUGGAAACAAUCCAUCUCUUGAGGUCAUGAGCCAAAGGUUAUGUUCUUUUAUGAAGAAUGCUCUAAUUUCUUUUUUGGAAUUGGAAUUUCCAGAAAGUGCAAUACACAGAUGAUACUUGGCCCAACAAAGAUUUUAAGAAGCCCCCACUAACUAUCCCCCCCCCCCCAAAAAAAAAAAAGUGAAUCAGACAUCAUGGUCUUUUAAAGCUUGACCGACUUUUGAACAUUGGGUAGGAGGAUAUGAUGCAGCAUGAGAUCUCAGUGGCACACUUCAAUUCCAUUCAAGCCGCAUCCUCCAGUCAUGCCCAGCUAUCUAGAACUGGUGUCCCACAAUUUAUUUUAUUUUGUUCAUGUUGCUGUUGCUUAAUGUUUUAUUUUCUUAUAAUGCCUCCAGCAUUUAUAUGUUACUAAGAAAUGCCUCAUUGAGUAGCUGUCUUAAGAAACAUAUACUAUUAACGGGGCAUGGAGGUCACCUUAUUUUCCAUGAGAGCUGCUGGCUCUUUUUGUCAUUAGGAUGUUGAACUACAAAUAAUGUGAUUUGGAAAACCUGAGUGCACCUCUCUGCCCGCUCUGCUGUUCUGUUGUCUCUUAGAUAACUGUUCUGCUUUUAUUUAUUUUUUUUGCGCUUUAAUUACGAGAAUAAUACAGUGCCCUUAAACUUGACUACUACUCCUAUGGUCAGUUCCAAAGUAUUUUGAAUAAAUUCACUCCAUGCCCUUUAUCACCCCUCUGUGGGUGGUCCCAGCCCCACUUCCAUUCUUCUCGCUAAUGCUGCAUCUGCUGUCAUUCUAAGCUCCGCCUUAUGCACCUUCUGUAAUGGUUCCAUGUACAGUAACUUCCACUUAGGAGCGCCAAAUUCCAUUAGGUCCUCUCUGGUAUCCAGUCUAACCAAAAUAAUCUACACUCCCUCCAUUAAAAAAUUAAAACAACCAAAAUAAAAAUAACUCUGGCCUUCAGUACAUUUCCUCUCUUUUCAUCAUUUAUUUUCAUGUGAUGACCCGGGGUGUCUAGAAGCAAUAUUUAGCCUGGCUGUAAAUAUUUUAUUUUACUUUGUUAUUAUUAUUAUUUUGCCAUAAACUUUUAAACUUUGAAAUCUAGGUUUUAAAAAAAUAAUCUUGAAGGAUUAGAUAGAUAGGUGUGUAGAUAGAUCUUUAUAAUUGGAUUAUGGCCUACCUCCUCCUUACAAAGGGGGUAGUAGAGGACACCAUUUAUUGAACUUUAUUGACUUGUCUUGGAGUUUGAAUGAAGUAUGCUUGCUUAUUUUCUCUAUUAUAAAUAAAUAUAUUGAUGAUGUAUGUGUGUGUUUAUAUGUAUAUAUAUAUAUAUAUAUAUAUAUAUAUAUAUAUAUAUAUAUAUAUAUAUAUAUAUAUAUAUAUAUAUUAUAAGGAAAGGGAGAAAGAGAAAUAAGGAACACAAGAAGUUAUUCUGGUGGCAAAAUUGCUUAGGCAAAAAAGCUGUUGGUUUCUGAUCACCUCAGCACGUUUCCUGUUGCUUACUAUAUUGAGGGUGGAGGCUGGAGCCUCAGUCUGUAAAGAAGAAAGGCACUGGCCAGAGUGGGUUGCUUAAGAACUAGCAGGACUUUAUGGAACUCUUAAAAAGUGAACGUUUUCUGAGCAUCCUAUAAUUCGCCAUGCUGCUAUGGUCCUCACCCCAUCUUGUUUCAUACUAUAUGUCCAAACGAGCCAAGUUAAUCUAUAACCCAAGGGGGUAUAGAUUUGCUUUUUUUUGAUCAAAGUAUAAUGAAAGAUGCUAUAUAAAAGUAGAAAAGUGAAAAUUAGUACAUGAUGCGGGGCUGCCUUUUAUAGUGGAAUGGGUGAAAUGCCAGAAUGAAUAAAUGCAAACACAAAAGAUAUCCACACAGUAUCUAAAACAACUUUGAAUGUGCUUAUUUUUCUCACAUCAACAGUAUUAAAGAUAAAAUUCUUUACAUUUCCAACACUUGGCCUCAAUAAUGUAGUCUCAAGACGACCUGCAUGAUUAUAACCUUUUCUUUUGAUUUCUUUUUUCUGCUUCAUAACCCCCUCUCCCACCUGAUUUGUGUUACCCAUUUUUCUUGCCUGUGCAGGCUACAUGACAUCUGCCCACCUCGAAUGUGACGAUUUCUUAAAACUAAAAUGCCCAGUGUGCAUUGUCAAAAACAUACACGAGGACAGCCAUAAAGGCAGGUUUGCUAGAUUGGGUAGCCAGCCAUCUAUUUUGUUUCCUAGUAACAAAGCGGUAUAAAAUUCCCGAGGGAUGUCACGUGUGUGCUUGCUCAUAAGAUUGACCCCUACAUCUCUCUAUAGGUGGACAGACACAGAACUAGAAGAAGACUGAGAAUUUAAGACCCCAUUUUUUUUUCUUUUUAAUACAUGUCCAAAAGGUAGAGCUGCUACUGACCCCGAUAGGAUACAAUCUCCUUUAUGAUGAAUGAGGUUUUUGUAUUCUGCUGCUGAUAUGAAAUGGUGUAUAUAUGGUACUAUAAAACAAAUUAUUUAAGCUUUUUUUUUGGAAAAUAAUAAUAAAAAAAACUAAUAAAACAGAUUCAAUAACAAAAAACAAAGAUUCAAUCUGCUUUAUGUGCUCCCCUAUCCACAAGACACCACUGUAUGAAUGGAGUUGUAUUGCUUUCAACUUUUUAUUAUUAUUUUUUCUUGCAUAAAUAUUUAAUGCCUGUAUCAAACUGUGGAAUCUAAAUUGAAAAUAAAAAAUAAUAAUUUUGUGUUUAA